AUGGAGGACGAAGGGAAUGACGGAACGUAUGGGUCAGUCCCCGUGACAUCUCAGGCGGCGACAACGAGCACUGUGGUAGGAAAGCCUCGAGAUUUUGUAACACAGGGAGUUACAGGUAUGGAGUCUUACCUGCAUGGCCUAACUACAGCAAAAAGUAAAAGUGAGUUAAAACGGUUGGGUAUCACCCACAUUUUGAACUGUGCUAAAGGGAAAAGUCCAUAUCAUGUGAACACCAACCAUGUCAUGUACAGAGAUCUGGGGGUCAAGUUCAAGGCCAUUGAAGCAACAGACCAGAUGAACUUUGACCUGAGUCCAUAUUUUGAGGAAACUGCCAAUUUUAUUGAGGAAGCAAUAACAUCAGGAGGUCGAAUAGUUGUCCACUGCAGAGAAGGUGUCAGCCGGUCAGCUGCCAUCACCUUGGCCUAUCUAAUGCUGAAGAAACACAUGACAGUACAGCAAGCAGUUAGAGCUAUGAGGAAGAAGAGGGAAAUCUGUCCUAAUGAUGGAUUCCUACUGCAGCUGUGUUAUUUGAAUGACAAACUUUUGAAAGCAAAUCAUUUCAGUGAUACAGAACAAGACAGCUGACUUCUUUGUUAGAAAACAGUGGAACAGCACAUGGUUUAUCACAUGGUUAAUUUUCACAUUUUGAUGGGAUUUUAAAAAAAACUUUUAAUCCCAUUAUUUUUCUCAAUAUGUGAUGGUUUUCUUCCUGCACUUCACACAAGCAGAAAUUUGACUCUUAGUAAGAGUCUUACAAAGACAAUAAAUCAAGUUGUGAGAAGAAAGUAGGAAGAAAUGGCUUAGUGGCCUUUCCAGGGUUUGGAGGGGCCAUGAAAUUUUACUUUAAAUCUGAAAAAAAAAUCAGGCCUCCCUAUGGAACGUGGAA
This is a messenger RNA of Lingula anatina, 886 nucleotides long. Its product is annotated as dual specificity protein phosphatase 3-like. Gene Ontology annotation, biological process: protein dephosphorylation; negative regulation of MAPK cascade. Gene Ontology annotation, molecular function: MAP kinase phosphatase activity; protein tyrosine/serine/threonine phosphatase activity. NCBI's taxonomy places the organism in Eukaryota, Metazoa, Brachiopoda, Lingulata, Lingulida, Lingulidae. Gene Ontology annotation, cellular component: cytoplasm. The record is from RefSeq and is a predicted model, not a curated record.